Molecule: messenger RNA, 1944 nt
Organism: Danio aesculapii
Lineage: Eukaryota; Metazoa; Chordata; Actinopteri; Cypriniformes; Danionidae
Product: cleavage and polyadenylation specificity factor subunit 6
Exons: 11
Coding region: 49-1764 (571 amino acids)
Biological process (GO): mRNA alternative polyadenylation
Cellular component (GO): mRNA cleavage and polyadenylation specificity factor complex
Molecular function (GO): mRNA binding
Source: RefSeq, a predicted model, not a curated record
CUUCACGCGCAGUGAGAGCAACGAGGAGGAGGAGGAGCGAAACAGAAAAUGGCGGACGGUGUUGACCACAUCGAUAUUUACGCGGAUGUAGAAGAGGAAUUUAACCAGGAGUCGGAUUAUCCUGUUCAUGACCAGAUUGACCUGUAUGAUGAUGUCAUCUCUCCAUCUGCCAACAACGGGGACGCACCUGAGGAUCGAGAUUACCUGGAUUCCCUUCCGGCACCUGGAGGCAACGAGGGCUCCAAAGGGGCUCCAGCUAAUGUCGUCUACACCUACAAUGGCAAACGGAUCGCUCUGUACAUCGGAAACCUCACAUGGUGGACCACUGAUGAAGAUUUAACAGAUGCUAUUCGUUCAAUUGGCAUUAAUGAUGUGCUAGAGAUUAAGUUUUUUGAGAACAGAGCAAAUGGCCAGUCUAAAGGGUUUGCUCUGGUCUGCGUGGGAUCAGAUUCCUCUUCCAGGAAGCUUAUGGAUCUGUUGUCUAAACGGGAGCUGCACGGACAAAACCCGAUCGUCACCCCUUGCAACAAACAGUCUCUCAGCCAGUUCGAGAUGCAGUCACGAAAAAGUGAGCGCAGAGGAUUCGACAAUUCACAUUAUCAUAAAGGCACACAGUCAGGACAGAUGUCAGGAGAGGGGAAGGCUGGUCCUCCAGGCUCAGGAUCUCGAGGUGGAGGAUUCCCUCCUGGCAAAGGUCAGAGACGCUUUCCUGGGCCACCUGGACAAGGAGACCGCUUCCCUGGGCCGGUUGGACCUGGUGGACCACCACCACACUUUCCAGGUAUGCAGGGCCUACCACGUCUUCCCUCUGGCCCACCUGGGCCCCUGGGACCCCCAGGCCCCCCUCCACCUGGACAAGGUCUGCCGCCUCCUCUCAGCGGACCCCCUAACAGAGGAGACCGUCCUCCUCCACCUGUCAUGUUUCCUGGUCAGUUCGGGCAACCUCCAAUGGGCCCAAUGCCUCCUGGGCCUCCUCCACCGGGAUAUGGGCCUCCCCCAGGCCCCCCUCCACCUCAGCAGGGACCACCCCCUCCAGGACCCUUCCCUCCCCGUCCACCUGGUCCCUUAGGACCCCCGCUUGGCCUCGCACCUCCACCGCACAUGCAGGGACCCCCACCUGGAGGUCCACCACCAGCUCCUCAUGUCAACCCGGCCUUCUUCCCACCGCCUGGAAACAACAUGCCAUCAUCUGACGGCAGAGGACCCCCACCUGGAGACCCCUACGGCCGCCCGCCUCCUUACGACAGAGACUUUCCUGGUGGCAGGGACAUGGAUGCGUCUCGCACUCCUCUGAGCGAAGCUGAGUUUGAGGAGAUCAUGAACCGGAACAGAGCGAUUUCCAGCAGCGCUAUUUCAAGAGCCGUUUCAGAUGCCAGUGCAGCUGAUUACGGCAGUGCUAUAGAGACUCUGGUGACUGCUAUCUCUCUGAUCAAGCAGUCAAAGGUUUCUGCUGACGACCGCUGCAAAGUUCUCAUCAGCUCACUGCAGGACUGCUUGCAUGGAAUCGAGUCCAAAUCGUAUGGCUCUGUGGCAGGUGCCAUGGCAGAUUUAAAUCAGGGAUGCAAUGGAUUUUACCGACGGGAGCGGUCCAGGGAGCGAGACCACAGUCGCUCUCGUGAGAAGAGCCGCCGGCACAAAUCUCGCAGUCGAGACCGACACGAGGAUUACUACCGGGAGCGCAGCCGAGAGAGAGACCGCCAUCGUGAGCGAGACAGAGACCGCGAGAGAGACAGAGAACGCGAGAGGGAAUAUCGCCACCGUUAGUGGGAGAAGAAGCUGAACGCAAGAGGAGGAGGAGGGAGACGACGCCAGGAGCAACGAGGAUUCAUCACACACACACAAACACCGUCACGGAGAGCGCCGGACUCCGGACACACUAAAGAAAGUAGAGUUCUGUACAAUACUAUAUACUCACUCUCUUAAUUCCCUGCAUCUCUUUUUAUU